AUGCUUGGUUACAUUAUUACAUCUUUCAGUGAUGGAGACAAAAUGGCUCCAGCGGUGGAAAAAACUAUUGCUGAACUGGAAAUGGGAUUGUUGCACCUUCAACAAAAUAUUGAUAUUCCUGAAAUUACUUUGCAAGUUCACCCCUAUGUUGCUAGCCUCAUUAAACAGUGUGCUGACGAAGGGAGAAAACCAAAAGUAGCAGAUUUCAGCGACAAAGUUGAAGAUUCCAAUUUCCUGAAUCAGUUGCAACAUGGUGUGAAUAGAUGGAUCAAAGAAAUACAGAAAGUUACCAAACUGGAUAGGGAUCCUUCUUCUGGAACAGCUCUCCAAGAAAUCAGUUUCUGGCUCAAUUUAGAGAGAGCUCUUCAUCGAAUUCAGGAAAAACGUGAGAGUAUGGAGGUAGCUCUAACUUUGGACAUACUAAAACAUGGCAAGCGUUUUCAUGCUACUGUUUCAUUUGAUACAGACACAGGUCUCAAACAAGCGAUAGCUACAGUGAAUGACUACAAUCCACUGAUGAAAGAUUUCCCUAUCAAUGAUCUACUAGCAGCAACUGAAUUAGAAAGAAUUCGAGCUGCAGUACAGCUGAUUUUUGCGCACUUACGCAAGGUUAGAUCAACUAAGUAUCCCAUUCAAAGAUGCCUAAGACUUGUAGAGGCAAUUUCAAGAGAUUUGGGAACUCAGUUGUUGAAAGUUCUCGGAACUAGGAGGUUAAUGCAUAUUCCUUUUGAUGAUUUCGAAAAGGUUAUGACCCAAUGCUUUGAAGUUUUCUCAAUUUGGGAGGACGAGUAUGAGAAAUUGCAAGCUUUAUUGAGGGAUAUAAUGAAAAAGAAACGUGAUGAGCACAUGAAAAUGGUUUGGCGAAUAUCUCCGCAACAUAAGAAGCUGCAAAAUCGUAUGGACCAGAUGCGUAAGUUUCGUCGUCAGCAUGAGCAAUUGCGGACCGUUAUAGUACGAGUUUUACGACCAACCAUUAGAGAAAUAGUAGCACCAAUAGAGGGAGAGGACUUAGAACCUCCAAAAGCAACAUUUUCAUUAGAUGCGGCCGAUGCGAAUGCUAUUGAGGAGGUCAAUUUAGCAUAUGAGAAUGUGAAAGAGGUAGAUUGCUUGGAUAUAUCCAAGGAGGGACAAGAUGCUUGGGAUGCUGCUGUACAAAGAUAUGAAGAACGGAUAGAUAGGGUAGAAACAAGAAUCACAGCCCAUCUCCGUGAUCAGCUUGGAACUGCUAAAAAUGCAAACGAGAUGUUUAGAAUCUUCUCGAGAUUUAAUGCUCUCUUUGUUAGACCACAUAUAAGAGGGGCCAUCAGGGAAUAUCAGACACAUCUGAUACAAAGGGUCAAGGAUGAUAUUGAGGCCCUACAUGAAAAAUUCAAGGUACAAUAUCCUCAGAGUAACAGUGCUAAGAUCAGUAAAGUUCGUGAUCUACCACCCGUUGCUGGUUCUAUAGUUUGGGCCAAACAGAUUGAUCAUCAACUCACCACAUAUCUGCGACGAGUGGAAGAUGUUCUUGGAAAAGGCUGGGAAAAUCACAUCGAAGGGCAAAAACUCAAAGCAGAUGGAGACAGUUUUCGUUUGAAAUUGAACACCCAAGAAAUAUUCGAUGAAUGGGCUCGUACUGUGCAACAGCGCAAUCUCGGGGUUUCUGGUAGAAUUUUCACCAUCGAGGCAGUACGUUCCAAAAGCGGUAGAGGGAAUGUUUUGAAACUAAAAGUGAAUUUUCUACCGGAAAUCAUCACUUUAGCCAAGGAAGUUCGUAAUUUGAAGUGUCUUGGAUUCAGAGUGCCACUUGCAAUCGUAAAUAAGGCACAUCAGGCAAAUCAACUUUAUCCGUUUGCCAUAUCACUUAUCGAAAGUGUUAGAACUUAUGAGAUGACACUAGAAAAGAUUGAAGACAAGGCAAGCAUCAUUCCACUUGUCGCAGGCAUGCGUAAAGAAGUUCAAACUCUUAUUGCCGAGGGAAUUCAACUUGUCUGGGAGAGUUACAAGCUUGAUCCUUAUGUCCAACGUCUCUCCGAUAAUAUUGUGAGUUUUCAAGAGAGAGUCGAGGAACUUGUCAUUGUAGGAGAACAACUGGAAGUUGAUGUUAGGUCAUUGGAAACGUGUCCCUAUUCAGCGAACACUUUUGUCGAUAUCCUGUCAAAAAUUCAACAUGCUGUUGAUGACUUGUCCUUGAAACAAUAUUCAAAUCUUCAUAUUUGGGUCAGCAGGCUGGAUGAGGAGGUUGAGAAAAAUUUAGCGCGCCGCCUUCAAGCUGGUAUUGAAGCAUGGACUGAUGCUUUGAGUGGUCAGAAGAAAGAUAUAGAUCACAGCAUGGACACCGAUGCCCCAGUGCAACCUACACACAAACCCGGGGGCGAUCCACAAAUACAAAUUGUGAUUCAUGAAGUUCGAAUAACCAAUCAGACCAUGUACCUAUAUCCGAGCAUAGAAGAAGCUCGAUUCCAGAUUAUGCAACAGCUGUUUGCUUGGCAAGCUAUUGUAACUUCACAGCAACGCCUUCAAAGCAGUCGAUACCAAGUGGGAGUUGAUAAACCAGUGACUGAAACUUACCGGAAUAUCUUGACAAAACUUCCCGGAGGACCACAACCUCUGAAUAAUGCUUAUAGUGCCAUCGCUUCCAAAAUAAAAGAGGUGCAAAAAUAUGUUAAUGAAUGGUUAACCUACCAAUCUUUGUGGGAUCUUCAAGCUGAAAACCUUUAUGGCAAAUUAGGUGAAGACAUCAGUAAAUGGAUGGAGUGUCUGAAUGAUAUCAAGAAAACCCGAACUACCUUUGACACAUCAGAUACUCGACGUGAAUUUGGACCCAUUGUGAUAGACUUUGCCAAAGUACAAAGCAAAGUCUCUCUGAAAUACGAUUCAUGGCAUAAAGAAACUCUCAGUAAAUUCGGAGGACUCCUUAGUAACGAAAUGACUACCUUCCACGCUAACGUUUCAAAGUCGAGAUCUGACCUAGAACUACAAAGUAUUGAAGCAGCCAGCACUUCAGAUGCUGUUAGUUUCAUAACCUAUGUGCAGCAGCUAAAACGUAGUAUGAAAGCCUGGGAGAAGCAGGUUGAGAUAUAUAGGGAAGGUCAAAGAAUUCUGGAGCGUCAACGUUUCCAAUUUCCUACUAAUUGGUUACACGUUGAAAAUCUAGAAGGUGAAUGGGGUGCUUUUAAUGAGAUUAUCAAAAGAAAGGAUUCUAGCAUUCAGACUCAAGUGGCCAGUCUUCAACAAAAGAUUGUGGCAGAAGAUAAGGCGGUAGAAACUCGCACUAAUGACUUCCUUGUUGAUUGGGAACGUAGCAAACCUGUUGAAGGACAUUUGAGACCAGAUGAAGCACUCUCCCAACUUCAAUUAUUCGAAAGCAAAUUUGCUCGUCUCAAGGAGGAGAGAGACAAUGUAGCAAAAGCUAAGGAAGCUUUAGAAUUGCAAGAUCCUGGUGGUAUUAACAGCAGUGAAGAUCGAAUGCAGGUGGUUUAUGAAGAAUUGCAAGACUUAAGAGGAGUUUGGUCAGAAUUAUCAAAGAUCUGGCAGCAAAUAGAUGAAACCAGAGAAAAACCUUGGUUGUCUGUACAACCUAGAAAGCUUCGCCAACAACUGGACGGAAUGAGUGCACAACUCAAAGGGCUACCUGCUAGAUUGAGACAGUAUUCUUCUUAUGAAUAUGUCAAGAAAACAUUACAAACUUACACCAAAGUUAAUAUGAUGAUUGUGGAGUUGAAAUCAGACGCUCUCAAGGAACGACACUGGAAACAACUCAUGAAACAACUGAGAGUCAAUUGGGUUCUUUCCGACCUAACACUAGGGCAAGUUUGGGACGUGAAUUUACAGAAGAACGAAUCCAUUGUCAAAGACAUUAUACUCAUUGCUCAAGGAGAAAUGGCUCUGGAAGAAUUUUUGAAACAAGUUCGCGAGUCUUGGCAGACAUAUGAGUUGGAUCUUAUCAACUAUCAGAGCAAAUGCAAGCUUAUUCGGGGCUGGGAUGAUCUCUUUAAUAAGGUUAAAGAACAUAUCAAUUCGGUGGCAGCAAUGAAGCUGUCCCCUUAUUAUAAAGUUUUCGAAGAGGAAGCUCUAACUUGGGAGGAAAAGUUGAACCGCAUUAAUGCCUUGUUUGAUGUUUGGAUUGAUGUUCAAAGACGUUGGGUAUAUUUGGAAGGCAUUUUUUCUGGAAGUGCCGACAUCAAAACACUACUACCUGUUGAAACAUCAAGAUUUCAAAGUAUUAGUUCCGAAUUUUUGGGAUUGAUGAAAAAAGUUAGUAAGAGCCCAAUGGUUAUGGAUGUCUUGAACAUACCGGGAGUUCAGAGAGCUCUAGAGAGACUAGCAGAUUUACUUGGAAAGAUACAAAAAGCUCUGGGUGAAUAUUUGGAGAGAGAACGUACCUCAUUUCCACGUUUCUACUUUGUUGGUGAUGAAGAUUUAUUGGAAAUCAUCGGCAACAGCAAAAAUAUUGCCAGACUACAAAAGCAUUUCAAAAAAAUGUUUGCUGGAGUUGCGUCCAUUCUUCUUAAUGAAGACAACACGGUUAUUACUGGUAUAGCAUCAAGAGAGGGUGAAGAAGUGGUUUUCGGAAAACCUGUGUCUACCGUAGAACAUCCAAAAAUUAAUGAGUGGCUAACCUUAGUCGAGAAGGAAAUGAGAGUUACUUUGGCUUCGAAUCUCACUGAAGCUGUACAAGAUAUCAAACAAUUCAAAGAUGGCAUCGAUCCGAAAUUGUACAUGCAGUGGGUUGACAAAUAUCAGGCACAGAUCGUCGUACUUGCCGCCCAAAUAUUUUGGAGCGAAGAUGUUGAAGCUGCUUUAGUCAAAAUGAACAGCGAGCCGCAGAAGGGCCCUCUUGAAAAGGUCUUGCAACAAGUCGAGAAUACUCUCAAUGUCCUCGCCGAUUCAGUUUUACAAGAACAACCACAACUGAGAAGAAAGAAAUUGGAGCACUUAAUCAAUGAAUUUGUUCAUAAAAGAACUGUUACUCGCCGACUUAUAUCGAAUGGGGUAUGCAGUAACAAGGCCUUUGAAUGGUUGUGCGAAAUGAGAUUCUAUUUUGAUCCUCGUCAAACUGAAGUAUUGAAGCAGCUUACAAUUCACAUGGCAAACGCACGAUUCUAUUAUGGUUUUGAGUAUCUCGGUGUUCAAGAUAGAUUAGUACAGACUCCACUUACUGAUAGAUGCUAUUUGACAAUGACCCAGGCUUUGGAAGCAAGAUUGGGAGGGUCUCCAUUUGGGCCUGCCGGUACUGGUAAGACAGAGUCUGUCAAAGCUCUUGGUAACCAAUUGGGCCGAUUCGUCUUGGUCUUCAACUGCGAUGAGACAUUUGAUUUUCAGGCUAUGGGAAGAAUAUUUGUUGGACUUUGCCAAGUUGGAGCUUGGGGUUGCUUUGACGAAUUCAACAGAUUGGAAGAAAGAAUGUUGUCUGCUGUCUCUCAACAAGUACAGACUAUCCAGGAGGCUCUGAAAUCACAGAAAGAAGCUGCAGCUGAUGGAGCAGCUUCAGUGGGCAGUAUCAGUGUGGAGUUAGUAGGAAAACAAGUGAAAGUAUCCCCAGAUAUAGCAAUUUUCAUUACAAUGAAUCCUGGAUAUGCAGGAAGAUCAAAUCUCCCAGACAAUCUGAAAAAACUAUUUAGAUCUCUUGCCAUGACAACACCUGAUAGACAGCUCAUUGCUGAGGUUAUGUUGUUCUCUCAAGGAUUUCGACAAGCUGAAAAAUUGGCUUCUAAAAUUGUUCCAUUCUUCAGGUUAUGUGAUGAACAACUAUCAAAUCAAUCUCACUAUGAUUUUGGUUUGAGAGCUUUAAAAUCAGUGUUAAUAUCUGCCGGUAAUGUAAAGAGAGACAGAAUCCAACGUAUUAAAGAGACUAAGACGCAACGAGGAGAAACAAAUAUUGAUGAAGCUAGUAUUGCAGAAAACUUACCAGAGCAAGAAAUUUUGAUACAGUCGGUGUGUGAAACAAUGGUACCCAAACUUGUUGCCGAAGAUAUUCCUCUUCUGUUUAGUUUACUGAAUGACGUAUUCCCCAAUGUACAAUAUACCAGAGCUGAAAUGAAAGGUCUCAAAGAUGAGAUCAGGAAAGUCUGUGCUGAAGAAUUUUUGGUAUGUGGCGAAGGAGAUGAGCAGGGUUCUGCCUGGAUGGAAAAGGUAUUGCAACUGUAUCAAAUAUCCAAUCUUAAUCAUGGUUUGAUGAUGGUUGGUCCCAGUGGUUCAGGAAAAAGUACUGCUUGGCGUGUUCUUCUGAAAGCUUUGGAAAGGUAUGAAGGUGUAGAAGGUGUCGCACAUGUCAUCGAUCCGAAAGCGAUAAGCAAGGAGGCACUCUACGGUGUCUUAGAUCCCAACACCAGAGAGUGGACCGAUGGUCUCUUCACCCAUAUUUUGAGGAAAAUAAUUGAUAAUGUACGAGGAGAAAUAAACAAAAGACAGUGGAUCAUUUUUGAUGGUGACGUAGAUCCAGAAUGGGUAGAGAAUUUGAACUCUGUCCUUGAUGAUAACAAAUUGUUAACGCUGCCUAAUGGAGAGCGUCUCUCGCUACCUCCAAAUGUUAGAGUCAUGUUUGAGGUUCAAGAUUUGAAAUACGCCACCCUAGCAACAGUAUCUCGUUGCGGCAUGGUUUGGUUCUCUGAAGACGUUCUAUCCACCGAAAUGAUUUUUGAGAACUACAUUCUCAGUUUGAAGAACAUUCCUCUUGAAGAAGGUGAAGAUGAUAGUUUUGGAAAGACUUCAGAGUCGAAAGAUGACGUACUCUCACCCACACUUCAAGUGCAAGUUGAUGUUGCCAAUCUUCUUCAACCUUAUCUAGCUCCAGAUGGUUUAGUGGUGCGUUGCUUGGAGUAUGCCAUGGAACAAGAACAUAUCAUGGACUUCACAAGAUUGCGUGCUCUAAGUUCGUUAUUUUCAAUGUUGAACCAGGCUAUAAGAAAUGUUUUGCAGUACAACCAUUCUCAUUCAGACUUUCCUCUGUCAAACGAUUCUUUGGAAAAGUAUAUUCCAAGAUGUUUGGUUUAUUCCGUUUUAUGGAGUUUCGCCGGUGACGCUAAGCUUAAAGUAAGAUCAGAGCUUGGAGAUUUCAUCAGAUCAGUGACAACUGUGCCUUUGCCGCCGGACAACAAUAUGCCGAUAAUAGAUUAUGAAGUUACCAUUGAAGGUGAUUGGUCACCAUGGUCCCAUAAGGUUCCCCAAAUAGAAGUGGAAACCCACAAAGUAGCUUCUCCUGACAUUGUUGUGCCUACGCUUGAUACAGUUCGUCACGAGUCUUUACUUUACACCUGGUUAGCGGAACAUAAACCUCUAGUUUUGUGUGGUCCACCUGGUUCUGGUAAGACUAUGACAUUGUUUUCUGCUUUGAGAGCACUUCCAGACAUGGAAGUAGUGGGAUUGAAUUUUUCAUCUGCGACUACACCAGAAUUAUUAUUGAAAACCUUUGAUCAUUACUGUGAAUACAGAAAGACGCCCAACGGAGUUGUUUUGGCUCCUAUCCAGUUGGGUAAAUGGUUGGUGUUGUUCUGUGAUGAGAUUAACUUACCAGAUAUGGACAACUACGGAACUCAAAGAGUCAUUAUGUUCCUGCGUCAAAUAGUCGAACAGAAAGGUUUUUAUAGGGCUUCAGACCAAUCUUGGGUAGCCUUGGAACGCAUACAGUUUGUGGGAGCUUGUAAUCCUCCAACAGAUCCUGGCAGAAAACCCUUAUCUCACAGAUUUUUGAGACACGUCCCUGUUAUUUAUGUGGAUUAUCCAGGAGAAACUUCUUUAAAGCAGAUUUAUGGUACUUUUACCAGGGCCAUGUUGCGUUUGGCUCCUGGACUAAAAGGUUAUGCUGAACCAUUGACGAACGCCAUGGUAGAAUUUUAUCUUGCAUCUCAGGAUAGAUUCACUCAAGAUAUGCAGCCUCACUAUGUAUAUUCACCUCGAGAAAUGACCAGAUGGGUUAGGGGAAUAUGUGAGGCUAUUAGGCCCUUGGAUAAUCUUGCAGUUGAAGGUUUGGUUCGGCUGUGGGCACACGAAGCCUUACGGCUGUUCCAGGACAGACUUGUCGAAGAUGUCGAGCGGCGUUGGACCAAUGAAAACAUUGAUGCUGUUGCAUUGAAACAUUUUCCUUCGGCAAAUUGUGAGAAAGCAUUGGAAAGGCCCAUUCUUUAUAGCAACUGGCUUUCAAAAGAUUAUAUGCCAGUGGAAAGAGAGCAACUUAGGGAAUAUGUCAAGGCCAGAUUGAAGGUGUUUUACGAAGAAGAGUUGGAUGUGCCUCUGGUUUUGUUUGAUGAAGUACUCGAUCACGUCCUUAGAAUUGAUAGAAUUUUUAGGCAACCCCAAGGUCAUCUGCUUCUGAUUGGUGUCUCUGGUGCAGGAAAAACAACUCUGUCCAGAUUUGUAGCAUGGAUGAAUGGUCUUUCCAUUUUCCAAAUCAAAGUUCAUAACAAAUAUACUGCAGAAGAUUUCGACGAGGAUUUACGAUCAGUUUUGAGAAGAAGUGGUUGUAAAGAUGAAAAGAUUGCCUUCAUUUUGGAUGAAUCAAAUAUGUUGGACUCUAGCUUUUUAGAAAGGAUGAACACAUUGCUGGCUAAUGGUGAAGUUCCUGGAUUGUUUGAGGGAGAUGAAUAUACCACUUUGAUGACUCAGUGCAAAGAAGGUGCUCAAAGAGAAGGUUUAAUGUUAGAUUCAAAUGAUGAACUUUACAAAUGGUUCACUCAACAAGUAAUGCGUAAUUUGCAUGUUGUCUUCACUAUGAAUCCAUCAACGGAUGGACUGAAAGAUAGAGCUGCUACAUCACCAGCUCUCUUCAAUAGGUGUGUUUUAAAUUGGUUUGGAGAUUGGUCUGAUGGGGCUUUAUUCCAGGUGGGGAAGGAGUUUACCAACCGUCUGGAUUUGGAUAAACCACACUGGAAAUGUCCAGAUUUCUUUCCGGCAGCUUGUACACUUAUACCUACAACUCCUAAUCACAGGGAGGCUGUCAUAAAUGCAUGUGUUUAUGUCCAUCAAACACUUCACAAGGCAAACAGUCGAUUAGUGAAGAGGGGAAGCCGUACUAUGGCAAUCACACCUCGCCACUAUCUCGAUUUCAUACAUCAUUUCGUAAAACUCCAUAAUGAGAAACGCUCAGACCUGGAAGAACAACAACUUCAUCUGAAUGUUGGUUUGAGUAAAAUUGCAGAAACUGUUGAACAAGUGGAGGAGAUGCAAAAAAGUUUGGCAGUUAAAUCCCAAGAGCUACAAGCCAAAAAUGAAGCAGCAAAUGCAAAACUCAAACAGAUGGUGAAAGACCAACAAGAAGCUGAAAAGAAAAAAGUUCAGAGUCAAGAAAUUCAACAACAGCUGGCUGAGCAAACUGUUCAUAUAGAACAAAAACGUUCUGAAGUAAUGGCUGAUCUGGAACAAGUAGAACCUGCUGUGAUUGACGCUCAAACUGCUGUUAAGUCAAUCAAAAAACAACAAUUGGUUGAAAUUCGUACCAUGUCCAAUCCUCCAGCAGUUGUCAAAUUGGCUUUAGAAUCCAUUUGCUUGUUACUCGGUGAAAAUGCUAGUGACUGGAAAUCAAUCCGUGCUGUGAUAAUGCGUGAUAACUUCAUCAACACUGUUGUCAACAAUUUCAAUACUGAAGAUAUUAGCGACGAUGUCCGAGAAAAAAUGAAGAACCGCUAUUUAAGCAAUCCUGAUUAUAACUUCGAAAAGGUCAACCAUGCCAGUAAUGCCUGCGGCCCCUUAGUUAAAUGGGCUUGCGCUCAGAUUCAGUAUGCAGAUAUGUUGAAGAAGGUUGAACCACUGAGAGAGGAAUUGAAUUCCCUUGAAUUACAGGCUGAGACCAACCAGAAACGUGGCGAGGAAGUGAAAAAUCUUAUUAGUCAAUUGGAGCAAAGUAUCGCUUCUUACAAAGAGGAGUACGCACAGUUGAUUGCCCAAGCGCAAGCUAUCAAGACUGAUUUAGAAAACGUUCAGGCCAAAGUUGAUAGAUCUAUAGCUCUUUUGAAAUCACUUGUUAUAGAAAGGGAGAGAUGGGAGGCCACGAGUGAAACAUUCAGGUCUCAAAUGUCUACUAUCAUAGGUGACGUUCUUCUUUCUGCCGCUUUCAUAGCUUAUGGCGGUUACUUUGAUCAGCAUUACCGUCAGAACUUAUUUACCACCUGGUCACAGCAUCUGACGUUAGCAUCUAUUCAGUAUCGAGCAGAUAUAGCAAGAACGGAAUAUUUGUCCAAUCCUGACGAAAGGCUCAGGUGGCAAGCCAAUGCACUUCCCACCGAUGACUUGUGUACUGAGAAUGCUAUAAUGCUAAAGAGAUUCAACAGAUAUCCGCUGAUAAUAGAUCCAUCGGGGCAGGCUACAGAGUUCAUAAUGAAUGAAUUCAAAGACAAGAAGAUCACAAAAACUAGUUUUCUGGAUGACUCCUUCAGAAAAAACCUCGAGUCUGCUUUACGUUUCGGAAAUCCUCUACUUGUGCAAGAUGUCGAAAAUUACGACGCUAUUCUUAAUCCUGUAUUGAACAGAGAACUCAGAAGAACCGGAGGCAGAGUGUUGAUCACGCUUGGAGAUCAGGAUAUCGAUUUAUCACCGUCAUUCGUAAUUUUCUUGUCCACAAGAGAUCCGACGGUAGAGUUUCCUCCCGACAUAUGCUCUCGUGUCACCUUCGUCAACUUUACUGUCACCAGAAGUUCAUUGCAGAGUCAGUGCUUGAACCAGGUGCUCAAAGCAGAAAGACCUGAUAUAGACGCCAAACGUUCAGAUUUAUUGAAAUUGCAAGGGGAAUUCCAUUUGCGUUUGAGGCAGCUAGAAAAGUCUUUAUUGCAGGCUUUGAACGACGCAAAGGGUAAGAUUUUGGAUGACGAUAGUGUAAUAACUACUUUAGAAACCCUCAAACAAGAGGCAGCUGAAAUUGGACAGAAAGUUGAGGAAACUGACAAGGUUAUAUCGGAAAUUGAAACUGUUUCUCAACAGUAUUUGCCUUUGUCGCAAGCAUGUAGUAACACGUACUUUACCAUGGACAGCCUCAACCAAGUACAUUUCCUUUAUCAAUAUUCACUUAAGAUGUUUUUGGAUGUGUUUGGAAGUGUACUUCAUAACAACACAAAGCUGGAUGGAGUUUCGGACUAUCAGGCAAGACUGAAAAUUAUCACCUCCGAUUUGUUUUCGGUGGUGUAUGAACGGGUAGCAAGAGGUAUGCUUCAUAAUGAUCGACUAACCUUUGCCAUGCUACUAUGUAGAAUUCAUUUGAAAGGAGUGCCCUCUGAGCCGAAUUUGGAUCAGGAGUUCAGUUUCUUCCUUAGAGGCAAAGAAGGAGUAUUCCAUAAUACAAGUGGAAUUUCUUUGGACAGUUUGACCAGUGAACAACAAGAAGCCAUUAUUAGACUUUCGUUGAGGCUUCCUGUAUUCAGGAAGUUGCCUGAAAAGAUCAAAGAAAUGCCAGAAUUCAGUGCUUGGUUGCAACAAAGCACUCCUGAGCAGGCUGUGCCUCAACUUUGGAUCGAAGAGAAGCAAUUGAGUGCGAUAGGAACUUCCAUGUAUCAGCUUCUUGUUAUUCAAGCAUUCAGACCAGAUCGUGUGAUUGCCGCAGCUCAACAUUUUGUUUCUACAGUACUCGGAACAGAAUUCAUGUAUCAAGCUGAAAAAGAAUUGGAUUUAUCUUCCUGUGUCGACAAAGAAAUCAGAUCAAAUGUACCUGCUCUGCUCUGUUCAGUUCCUGGGUUUGAUGCUUCUAGCCGAGUUGAUGAUUUAGCAGCAGAACUCAACAAGCAAAUAUCGAGUAUUGCAAUUGGUUCAGCUGAAGGAUUCAACCAGGCUGAGAGGGCGAUCAAUAUGGCAUGUAAAACUGGAAGGUGGGUAAUGCUGAAGAAUGUCCAUUUGGCUCCUCAGUGGUUAGUGCAGCUUGAAAAGAAACUUCACUCACUUCAACCUCAUGCCAGCUUCAGGUUAUUCUUAACAAUGGAAAUCAAUCCGAAACUCCCUGUCAAUCUUCUCAGAGCUGGAAGAAUAUUUGUUUUUGAACCACCACCGGGUAUUAGAGCUAACCUUCUCAGGACAUUCAGUACGGUUCCAGCCAGCAGAAUGAUGAAGGCUCCUAGUGAAAGGGCCAGACUAUAUUUCCUUCUAGCUUGGUUCCACGCAAUUGUUCAAGAAAGGUUACGUUAUUGUCCAUUAGGUUGGGCAAAGUAUUAUGAAUUUAGUGAAUCGGACUUAAGAGUUGCCUGUGAUACUUUGGAUACAUGGAUUGAUGCUACUGCUAUGGGAAGAACUAAUUUGCCACCUGAGAAAGUACCAUGGGAUGCUUUAGUCACUCUACUUUCCCAGUCCAUAUAUGGCGGUAAAAUUGAUAAUGAUUUCGACCAGAGGCUUUUACAUUCCUUUUUGAACAAACUUUUCACACCAAGAAGCUUUGAAGGAGAUUUCGCGCUUGUCGCUAACAUUGAUAAUGGUCCUGGUGGUAAUCGUCACAUCACAAUGCCCGAUGGAACGAGAAGGGAUCAUUUCUUAAAAUGGAUUGAAAGUCUUGCUGAUCGUCAAACACCGGCUUGGUUGGGAUUGCCAAAUAAUGCUGAAAAAGUGCUGCUGACUACUAGAGGCACUGAUUUAAUUGGGAAACUAUUGAAAAUGCAGCAGUUGGAAGAUGACGAUGAGCUGGCUUACUCUGUCGACGACAAUUCUCCCACAGACCCGGCGCAAGUGGACGGUCGACCGUCUUGGAUGAAAACUCUGCACAACAGUGCUUACACUUGGGUAAAACUGUUGCCAGACUCUUUACAGACGCUCAGGAGAACCGUGGAAAAUAUUAAAGAUCCUUUAUAUAGGUAUUUCGAGAGAGAGGUGAAUUCAGCGUCUAAACUUCUCACAGAUGUUCUUCACGAUUUGAAUGAUGUAUUGCUCAUUUGUCAAGGAGAAAAGAAACAAACCAACUAUCAUCGUACUAUGCUAGGUGAAUUGGUGAGAGGGAUCAUACCUGUCAACUGGCACCGUUAUACUAUACCAAAAGGAUGUACAGUUAUACAAUGGAUUACUGAUUUCAGUCAGAGAGUUAAACAGUUGCAGCAAGUGUCCAAACUUGUUUCAACAUCUGGUGCAAAGGAACUACAGAGUUUUCCAGUUUGGUUGGGAGGAUUAUUGAAUCCAGAGGCAUACAUUACAGCUACAAGGCAAUGUGUGGCCCAAGUUAAUAGUUGGCCACUAGAAGAGCUCCAUCUGGAUGUAACCAUAGGAGAUUCUACUGAUAAAUCUUCUAUUCCCAGUGACUGCUUUGCUGUCGUUGGUAUCAAACUGCAAGGAGCACAGUGUCGAAAUAACCAACUCCUUUUAACAUCUAGCAUUAUGAUUGAUUUGCAUAUUACUCUAUUCCGUUGGGUAAGAAUCACUGGAGAUGAAAAGCUCAAAGAAAGCAAGCUAUCAUUACCACUUUACUUGAACUCCACGCGAACUGAGCUGUUAUACACAGUUGAGCUUAAUAUUGCAGCAGGUCAAGAUCCUCACAGCUUUUAUGAAAGGGGUGUUGCGUUACUUAGUUGUUGUUAUAAGAAUUGA
This is a messenger RNA of Leptinotarsa decemlineata (Colorado potato beetle), 13461 nucleotides long. It is a transcript of the gene Dhc64C, whose product is annotated as dynein heavy chain, cytoplasmic. Gene Ontology annotation, molecular function: dynein light intermediate chain binding; ATP binding; dynein intermediate chain binding. The record is from RefSeq and is a predicted model, not a curated record. NCBI's taxonomy places the organism in Eukaryota, Metazoa, Arthropoda, Insecta, Coleoptera, Chrysomelidae. Gene Ontology annotation, cellular component: axonemal dynein complex. Gene Ontology annotation, biological process: microtubule-based movement.